Molecule: messenger RNA, 1133 nt
Organism: Juglans microcarpa x Juglans regia
Lineage: Eukaryota; Viridiplantae; Streptophyta; Magnoliopsida; Fagales; Juglandaceae
Product: late embryogenesis abundant protein D-29-like
Exons: 2
Coding region: 250-933 (227 amino acids)
Source: RefSeq, a predicted model, not a curated record
UUGCCACGUUGCCUGACUCGUCAUGUCUUUGCCAAGAUCAUCGUCCUCUUCCUUUAUAUUCCCAGUCUCCGCAACUUUGCACUUCAUUCUCAUCCUUGUCUACAUAUAUCAUCAUUCCAGUCGGUUUACACUGCAAACCUGGUUCCCUAGCUUUGACACUUCGUAUCACUGUCUCUAUUCCUCCCAUCUUCGCCUGUAGAUUAGAGUACGUUAAAGGGAGGUGAGUUUCUUUGAUAAUAAUCCAUUAUAAUGGCUUCCAAGCUACUUCUUCGGCUAUUUGUUAUGGUGGUGGUGAUGCUGGUGGUGCUAGAAAUCUCCUUUGCGGGGGGCUCUGUUCACUCAGCAAGUGAUCAGGAAGGUCGUGACUCUGAGGAAGCAAAGAACAAGGCGAAACAUGAGCAGGAUAAAGAGGCAGAGACGGCGCAAGAGACCAGAGAAGCUUCGGAGUCGUGGGCCGAGUGGGCUAAGGAGAAAAUUGGUUUGAAGCAAGAGGAAUCCAUGGAAACUGCGAAGAAGGCUUCUGAUAUGGCGUCUGACGCUGCAAAGAAGACCAAAGACAAGUUCGAGGAGGCGGCUUCUGGAGCUGCAGGUAAGGUGAGAGAUGUAAAAGAUGGGACAACAGAGAAGGUCGGGGAUGCUAAAAAUGCUGCUACAGAGAAGGCUGGUCACAUAACAAAUCCAGCGAAGGAGAAGGCCAGUGAAGAGGCAAACGCAGCAAAGGAGAAGGCUAGUAAAAUAAAGAAUGCAGCGACCGAGAAAGACAGCGAAACAAGAAAUGAGGCAAAGGAAAGGGCCAAUGAAGCAAAGGAAAGAACAUCCCCGAAGGCAGAAGAAGCAAAAGAAGAGGCGCAUGAAACCUUAGAGACAGACAAGCAGAGGGCGCAUGAAAUUAAAGACAAUAUAGCCGGUCGAGGCCGUGCUGAGGAACUCUGAGCUGAUCCACGUGCAAGAUAUAUUAUAUAUAUACGGCACGCAGAUUUACGUUUGAUCUUCUAUUGCUGAUCAAGUUCUGCAGAUUGUUGUAUAUGAGUUUCUGAGGAUGUAAUUCGUGGUUGUGUUUGGUGUAUUUCUGUUGUGAGAAUAUCUUCUCACCGGUCUUUCUCUCAAUAAUAUUUUGCCACGUAGCCGACUCA